CGCGACCCGCCCAGGAUCUGCUCAUGUCUGUCUGCAUGAACUGCAACACCCACAGCUCUGAGGACGUGGAAGUGGUCUCCAACCUCAUCAAGAUCCGCCUGAAACCCAAAGUCCUUCUCAAUCACUACAUGCUCUGCGUGAGGGAGCUGCUGAACGCUCACCGGGACAAUUUGGGCACGGUGGUUAAAUCGGUGAUCUUCAACGAACUGUCCAACGCCAGAAACCCCAACAAUAUGCAGAUCCUGUAUACCGUCCUUCAACACAGUCCAGAACUGGCGCCAAAGUUCCUGGCCAUGGUUUUCCAAGACCUGCUGACCAACAAAGAUGACUACCUGAGGGCCUCCCGGGCUCUCCUGCGGGAGAUCAUCAAGCAGACCAAGCACGAGAUCAACUUCCAGGCUUUCUGCCUGGGGCUCAUGCAGGAGCGGAAGGAGCCUCAGUACGCUGACAUGGAGUUCAAGGACCGCUUCGUCAUCCACAUCACAGACCUGCUGGCCGUCUCCAUGAUGCUCAGCAUCACCGCCCAGGUGAAGGAAGCCGGCGUGGCCUGGGACAAAGGCGAGAAGAAAAAUUUGGAAGGGCUGAGGGCUUUCCAGAACCAGAUCGCAGCCAUCCAGCGAGACGCCGUCUGGUGGCUGCACACGGUGGUCCCCUCCAUCACCAAGCUGGCUCCCAAGGAAUACAUACACUGCCUCCACAAAGUCCUGUUCACAGAGCAACCCGAGACCUACUACAAAUGGGAUAAUUGGCCCCCCGAGAGCGACCGCAACUUCUUCCUCCGCCUUUGCUCCGAAGUGCCCAUCCUUGAGGAUACCCUCAUGCGUAUCCUGGUCAUUGGUCUGUCGCGGGACCUUCCCCUCGGCCCCGCCGACGCCAUGGAGCUGGCCGAUCACCUGGUGAAACGGGCAGCGGCUGUGCAGGCAGAUGAUGUCGACGUCCUGAGAGUGGAGAGGAUUCAACUUAUCGAUGCCGUCUUAAACCUCUGUACCUACCACCAUCCCGAGAACAUCCAGCUGCCUCCGGGGUACCAGCCUCCAAAUCUGGCUAUUUCAACCCUCUACUGGAAGGCCUGGCCUCUGUUGCUCGUGGUGGCUGCAUUCAAUCCGGAAAACAUCGGUCUCACGGCUUGGGAGGACUACCCCACCCUAAAGAUGCUGAUGGAGAUGGUGAUGACCAACAAUUACUCCUACCCUCCCUGCACUCUGACCGACGAAGAAACCCGUACGGAGAUGAUCAGCCGCGAACUGCAGAUCUCUCAGCGGGAGAAGCAGGAGAUCCUGGCCUUCGAGGGCCACCUGGCCGCGGCCUCCACCAAGCAGACCAUCACCGAGAGCAGCAGCCUCCUCCUGUCCCAGCUGACCAGCUUGGAUCCCCAAGGGCCUCCCCGCAGGCCCCCUCAGCCCGUCCUGGAUCAGGUGAAGAGCCUCAACCAGUCCCUGCGCCUGGGGCACCUCUUGUGCCGUAGCCGGCACCCUGACUUCCUGCUCAACAUCAUCCAGAGGCAGGCUUCUUCGCAGUCCAUGCCGUGGCUGGCGGACCUCGUCCAGUCCAGCGAGGGCUCGCUGGACGUUCUUCCCGUCCAGUGCCUUUGCGAAUUCCUCCUGCACGACGCCGCAGAUGAGUCGGCCUCUGGAGAGGAGGAAGAGGAAGGAGAAAGCAAAGAGCAGCGGGCCAAGAAACGGCAGAGGCAGCAAAAACAGCGGCAGCUGCUCGGCCGCCUGCAGGACAUGCUUCUCGGACCCACCGCCGACGAGCAGACCACGUGCGAGGUGCUGGACUACUUCCUGAGGCGCCUCAGCUCCUCCCAGGUGGCCUCUCGGGUGCUGGCCAUGAAGGGCUUGUCCUUGGUGCUUUCCGAAGGAGCCCUCCCCGAGAAGGAGGAGAAGGAGCACCCGAUGGAGGAAGAUUCCUGGGACUUCGAGCUGCUUCGGAGCUACCAGUGGCUCCUGCGGGAUCUCCCCAAGCUGCCCUUGUUCGACAGCGUCCGGACCACCACGGCGGUGGCUUUGCAGCAGGCCGUCCACAUGGAGACGGACCCUCAGACCAUCAGCGCUUACCUGGUGUACCUGUCCCAGCAUGCUCCAGUGGAGGAACAAGGCCAACACAACGACUUGGCUUUGGACGUGGCCAGGCUGAUCGUAGAGCGCUCCACCAUCAUGUCCCACCUCUUCUCCAAGCUCUCCUACUGCUCAGAGUCCGACUCCGUCUUGGUGGCCCUGCUCUCCAUCUUCUCGCGCUACAUCAAGCGGAUGCUCCAGGCCAAAGACGGCGAGGAGGUUUACAACUGGUCGGAGGCUCAGGACCAAGUCUUCCUUCGCUGGAGCGGUGGAGAAACUGCCACGAUGCACAUCCUUGUGGUCCACGCCAUGGUGAUUCUUCUGACCCUCGGACCCCCUCAAGCGGACGACAGCGACUUCUACGCCCUGCUGGACAUCUGGUUCCCCGAGAAGAAGUCCCUCCCCACAGCUUUCCUGGUGGACACCUCCGAAGAGGCCCUGCUGCUCCCUGAUUGGCUGAAGCUGCGCAUGAUUCGCUCGGAGGUGCCGCGGUUGGUGGAUGCAGCCUUACAUGAUUUAGAGCCCCAGCAGUUGUUGCUCUUCGUCCAGUCCUUCGGCAUCCCGGUCUCCAGCAUGAGCAAACUCCUGCAGUACCUGGAUCAAACCGUUUCACACGACCCUCAGACCCUGGAGCAGAACAUCAUGGACAAGAAUUACAUGGCCCACCUUGUGGAGGUGCAGCACGAGAGAGGAGCCACGGGAGGGCAGACCUUCCACGCCCUCCUCACCGCCUCCCUGCCGUCCCACCCAGAUAGCGACGAUGCCCCACGCAUCAAAUCCAGCCUUGAGGUUCCGGAAGGGCAAGGCAGAAGCCGAACUUUAGCGCAGUUCCCGAUUGUCGAUCCCGAGGCCGACUUAGCGGGUAUCCUUCUCCAGUUGUUCCCACUGGCUCCAGACCCUCGCUGGCCAAACUCCAACCCGCGGCCCCUCGCCCUGGCUUUGCAGCAGACCCUCGGCCAGGAGUUGGCCCACCUGCGCCAAGGAGGGGGCCCGUCGUCGCCCAAGACGGCAGCGCGCCUGCUAAAGGCCCUGGCGGCCCUCUUGAACUCGCCCCACGGAGGAGCCCUGGUGAUGGCCAUGCACCGCAACCACGUCGUGGCCUGCCCUCUCCUGCGCCUGCUGUGGCAGCACCAGCGCCACACUCCCCAAGACGAGGCCUUCUCCUCACUGCUUUUCAAAGUCCUCAUGCAGAUGUUGCAGUGGCUGGAAAGCCCAGGGGUGGAAGACAGCCUCCUCCGGACUCAGCUCAAGUCCUUCGCCGUUCAGUUUUCGUCCCAACACAGGAUCAGCGAUGCCCAGGCGGGGUUCUUGCACCUGGCGGAUGCGCUGGCCUUUUGCCACGACUCGCAAGUCAUCGGCUCCACCGUCCGCGCCAUCGUGGCCACCUUGAAGUCCAGCCGAACGUGGAAUGUGGAACCAGAGCUUGUCAGCAAAGUCCUCGAAGGCCUGACCAAAACGCGCUCGCCAUAUCUGGAGGAGCUGUUGGUGACCCUCUUCUCCGUGGCCACAGAGAUGACGGCCCAUUUUCCUGCCUCCGGGCCCAUCUCGGUGGUGACCUCCCUGCUGCUCCAGUGCCGAGAGGAAAGUCGCGUUAAGAAAGACGCGGAGAGCUCCAGUGUCGAAAGCGCCUCGGGGCUCUUCAUCGAUUGGUUGGAGUUGCUGGAUCCGGAAGUCGUCAGCAGCUGCCCUGAUCUGCAGCAGAAACUGCUCUUCUCCUGGGACAAGGGUAAAGAUUCAUCGGAAUCGGAGCCCCUCUCCUUCCGCCCGAACCUCCUGGCCCUCCUGACACACCAGUCCAGCUGGACCACGCUUCACCGUUGCAUCCGGAGUAUGCUCGGCAGAAGCCAAGAGUGCAGUUUUGACCCAACGGCUUCCUUGGAUUUCUUGUGGGCCUGCAUUCAUAUGCCCCGCAUCUGGCAAGGGAGGGACCAAAGGAUCCCACAGAAACGCCGGGAAGAGUUUGUCCUGCGCCUGAGGACCUCCGAGCUGCUGAGCUUGGUGGGGCUCAUCCUGGCGGAAUCGGAAAGCAGGACCCCCAACCCCAAGGAGAGCGGCUGUUUGGUCACCCAGUCCCGGCUGCCCCUCCUCCUGAGCUGCUGCCAUGGAAACAUGCAGAGGAUCCAAAGGGUCACCGAGCACCUGAUCUCCUCCAUCCAGAAGUGGGGAAAGAGCUCCAUGGGGAAACACUGCCGAGAUCUCCUCCUACAGAUGUACCUUCAGCUGCCGGAGCUCCUGGUGCCGAUGCCCGAGAGCCUCUUGUCCUGCGAAGGGGCCACUGACAGCAGCCCCUGUAAGCUGGACAGCCUGAUCCACCGGUUCAUCACCCUCCUCGCCGACGCCGGCGACGUGAAGAUGAAUGAAGGGCGGCUCUGGGACGCCAAUAUGGCAUGUCGGAAGCUGGCCGUGGCUCACCCCAUCCUCCUGCUCAGGCACCUGCCGAUGAUGGCCGCCCUGCUGCAUGGCCGGAUCCACCUCAACUUCCAGGAAUUCCGCCAGCAGAAGCACCUGGCUUUCUUCCUGCACGUGCUGGGAAUUCUGGAGCUCUUACAGCCGCACGUUUUCCAGAACGAGCACCAGGGGGCGCUGUGGGACUGUCUCCUUUCCUUCAUUCAGUUGCUUCUGAGCUACCGGAAGUCUUCUCGCCACCUGGCCUGCUUCAUCACCAAAUUCGUGCAGUUCAUUCACAAGUACAUCACCUCCAACGCUCCGGCCGCCGUCUCCUUCCUGCAGAAGCACUCCGAUCCCCUCCACGACCUGUCCUCGGACAGCAACGACCUGGCGAUGCUGAAAUCUCUUCUGGCUGGUCUCAGCUUGCCCAGUCGGGCUGGGGCUUCGGAUCGCGGAGCUGAGGAUGAAAAGAACGAUGAGGCGGCAGCCGGAUCCUUGCCCCUGGUCAGCGUCUCCCUCUUCACGCCACUCACCCCCGCUGAGAUGGCCCCCUACAUGAAGAGCCUAUCCAGGGGUCAGAACGUCGAGGAUAUCUUGGAGGUGCUGACCGACAUCGACGAGAUGGCUCGGCGGAGGCCGGAAAUCCUUGCUUUUUUUUCUACUCACUUGCAAAAACUGAUGAACUCUGAAGAGGAGACUUGCCGGAAUCUGGCUUUCAACCUGGCUCUACGCUCCAUUCAGAAUAAUCCCAGCAUCGCGGCUGAUUUCCUGCCCACCUUCAUGUACUGUCUCGGCAGCUGCGACUUUGAAGUCGUCCAGACCGCCCUGAGAAACCUGCCCGAAUACACCCUCCUUUGCCAAGAACACGCAGCAGCCCUGUUACAGAGGGCUUUCCUGGUGGGCAUGUACGGGCAGAUGGACACCAGCAGCCAAAUCUCGGAAGCCUUGAAGAUUCUGCACAUGGAGGCCACGAUAUGAAGGGUGGAAGCAGCGGAUCCGAAGAGGAACCUUGUCUAAGGUGGCUGGCCAGCAACUCUUGAGAGGAGAAGAAAUCUACACAGGAGACCAAAAUCCUCCUGCCGGAACAUUUCCGAUAAAAGAAGAGACUUGAAGGAUCCUGGGAUUCAUUCCAUUCCGGGAUCGUGGUUUGAUUGGGAAGGAAAAUGUUUCUCCAUCCUCCUCUGUGCAGCACAAGGGAAGCAGGAGGAGUCGUUUUAUUUGGAGAGCUAAAAAUAAUAAUAAUAAUGAGGGUGCACCCUAAAAGUCUUCCUGGGGAUCACAUUCCAUCCCGUUGAACAGGGGUAUCAAACCUUGGCAACUUUUAAAGACUUUUGGGCUCCAAACUCCCAGAAUUCAGGGAAUUGAAAUCCAAACGCCUUAGAAGUUGCCAAGCUUGAAUGUCGAAAGCACCUCCUGAGAAACGAAUUCAGCUGUUUUUUCUUAGCCUUUUUAAAUCAAAACGUCGUGUUUCAUGUUCUUUCCAAAUAUACAAAUCUUCGUUUUGGUUUUC
Molecule: messenger RNA, 5955 nt
Organism: Thamnophis elegans (Western terrestrial garter snake)
Lineage: Eukaryota; Metazoa; Chordata; Lepidosauria; Squamata; Natricidae
Product: integrator complex subunit 1-like
Exons: 40
Coding region: 24-5423 (1799 amino acids)
Biological process (GO): U2 snRNA 3'-end processing
Cellular component (GO): integrator complex
Source: RefSeq, a predicted model, not a curated record